CUUUAACCCUGUUUUAGGGUGAGAGGCGACACACAUGGGAAGCACAGCACAGCUAUGGUGGACAGAAUGCGGCAUUUUACCAACUAGUUUAAAUUAACCACAGCCAGAAAAUGCAUUUUUUCUACAGAAUCCUCACACUGCUUAUUGUAGUGGUCUUACUUUACUUGUGGACAAAAAUAAUUCACGUGAUCUCCAACCAGCAAACAGGUGAUACAUGUUCAAAAAUGUCUGUAACUGUGUGUGUUAUUGUUUCUGUGACUGUGUGCAAACAUGUGAGUGUGUGUGUUUGUCUCUGUGUUUCUGUGAUUGUGUGCAAACAUGUGAGUGUGUCUGUGUGUGUGUGUGUGUACUUGUGAAUGUGUAUUGAUGUAAUAAAAAUGAUUUACUAAAGAUAUUAUUAUUAUUAUUUAUAAAGUACCAACAUAUUCCGCAGUGCUGUUUAAUUGCCUUUAUCUUUUGGCAAUAAACAUUAGUAUAACUUUGUAAUUAGUUCAUAGAGAUAUUUCAUACUUUCUUUUUCCCCAUUUGGAUGGCUGUGUAUGGCAGGAGUGCUGAAAAAUAUAUAAUAUAAUAAUAUAACCAGAUGUAUCCCUGUUUAGUAUAUAUAUUGCAGUAAUGAACUGAAUAUAUUGCAAUUUACAGUGUCUAUAAAUGCACACAGUUAAAGGGACACUAUGGUCACCAGAACAACUACAGCUUAUUGUAUUUGUUCCGGUAAGUAGAAUCAUUCCCUUUUUGCAGUAAAUACUUUUCAGAGUAAAAGCAGUGUUUACAUUACAGCUUAGGGGUACCUCCACUAGCCACUCCUUAGGUGGCUGCUAGAGGUGCUUCCUGGGGCACUGCUGCACAGAGUGACUGUCAUUCAGUGUCUACACCCUCUGCAUGCAGAUAUUGAACUUUCCUCAUAGAGAUGCAUUCAUUCAAUUCAUCUAUAUAAGGAGAUGCUGAUUGGCAAUCGUGGCAUUUGUCUCCGCAUGCUGCCCCACCUCCUUGGCAAUCUCAGCCAAUCCAAUGCUUCCUAUGUGAAAUCAUUGUGAUUGGCUGAGAUCAUAAUUUCUGAUGAUGUCAGCCAAGUAGGGAGAUCAGGUGCAGAGUCUGAGUGGAAUAAAAAUAAGAUUUUACUAUAUUUAGAGGUGGGGGGAGGGGACUAGAUAGUGAUUUUACCACUAUAGGGUCAGGAAUAUAUGUUUGUGUUUCUGACCCUAUAGUGUUCCUUUAAAGCUAGUGACUGCAUUACAUGGAAUGACUCUGUACGACACUUUGGAUUAAUGUCUAUACGUGCGCGUUAUUGUGUUUUGACUACUUGCUUAUUCUAAUUAAAGAUACAGUAAAGCCAUAUAAAAAGCGGACCUUGUGAAGUUAAUUUGUUGUAAAUUAUUACUUCAAUUCAGUAUGAUUUAAAAUCAAUAGUGGAUACAGGACUGACAUUCAUUUUAACCCUGAUAUAAAUUUACAGUCCCACUCCCUCCCACCACCCAAUCCAACAAAUCCCCCUCACUCCCUCACCCUAUCUAACAAAUCCCCCUCACUCACCCCAUCCAACAAAUCUCCCUCACUCCCUCACCCUAUCCAACAAAUCCCCCUCACUCCCUCACCCUAUCCAACAAAUCUCCCUCACUCCCUCACCCUAUCCAACAAAUCGCUCUCACUCCCUCACCCUAUCCAACAAAUCCCCCUCACUCCCUCACCUUAUCCAACAAAUCCCCCUCACUCCCUCACCCUAUCCAACAAAUCCCCCUCACUCCCUCACCUUAUCCAACAAAUCUCCCUCACUCCCUCACUCUAUCCAACAAAUCUCCCUCACUCCCUCACCCUAUCCAACAAAUCCCCCUCACUCCCUCACCCUAUCCAACAAAUCUCUCUGAUUCCCUCACCCUAUCCAAUAAAUCUCCCUCACCCUCUCCAACAACCUCACUCCCUCACCCCAUCCAACAAAUCCUCACUCCCUCACCCUAUCCAACAAAUCUCCCCACUCCCUCGCCUAUCCAACAAAUUUCCCUACCCUCACCCUAUCCAACAAAUCUCCCUACUCCCUCACCCUAUCCAACAAAUCUCCCUCACUCCCACCCUAUCCAACAAAUCCCCUCACUGCUCACCCUAUCCAACAAAUCCCCCUCACUCCCUCACCCUAUCCAACAAAUCCCCACCCCUCACCCUAUCCAGCAAAUCCCCCACUCCCUCACCUUAUCCAACAAAUCUCCUCACUGCCUCCCUAUCCAACAAAUCUCCUCACUGCCUCCCUAUCCAACAAAUCUCCCUACCUCCCAAGCAACCUAUCCAACAAAUCUCCCUCACUCCCUCACCCUAUCCAACAAAUCCCCCUCACUCCCUCACCUUAUCCAACAAAUCUCCCUCACUGCCUCCCCCUAUCCAACAAAUCCCCCUCACUCCCUCACCCUAUCUAACAAAUCUCCCUCACUCCCUCACCCUAUCCAACAAAUCCCCCUCACUCCCUCACCCUAUCCAGCAAAUCCCCCUCACUCCCUCCAACCUAUCCAACAAAUCUCCCUCACUCCCUCACCCUAUCCAACAAAUCUCCCUCACUCCCUCGCCCUAUCCAACAAAUCUCCCUCACUCCCUCACCCUAUCCAACAAAUCUCCCUCCCUCACCCUAUCCAACAAAUCCCCCUCACUCCCUCACCCUAUCCAACAAAUCUCCCUCACUCCCUCACCCUAUCCAACAAAUCCCCCUCACUCCCUCACCCUAUCCAGCAAAUCCCCCUCACUCCCUCCAACCUAUCCAACAAAUCUCCCUCACUCCCUCACCCUAUCCAACAAAUCUCCCUCACUCCCUCGCCCUAUCCAACAAAUCUCCCUCACUCCCUCACCCUAUCCAACAAAUCUCCCUCACUCCCUCACCCUAUCCAACAAAUCUCCCUCACUCCCUCACCCUAUCCAACAAAUCCCCCUCACUGCCUCACCCUAUCCAACAAAUCCCCCUCACUCCCUCACCCUAUCCCUUAAAUCUCCUCCUCACCUAUCAACAAAUCGCUCUCAUUCCCUCACCUAUCCAACAAAUCCCCCUCACUCCCUCACCCUAUCUAACAAAUCCCCCUCACUCACCCCAUCCAACAAAUCUCCCUCACUCCCUCACCCUAUCCAACAAAUCCCCCUCACUCCCUCACCCUAUCCAACAAAUCUCCCUCACUCCCUCACCCUAUCCAACAAAUCGCUCUCACUCCCUCACCCUAUCCAACAAAUCCCCCUCACUCCCUCACCUUAUCCAACAAAUCCCCCUCACUCCCUCACCCUAUCCAACAAAUCCCCCUCACUCCCUCACCUUAUCCAACAAAUCUCCCUCACUCCCUCACUCUAUCCAACAAAUCUCCCUCACUCCCUCACCCUAUCCAACAAAUCCCCCUCACUCCCUCACCCUAUCCAACAAAUCUCUCUGAUUCCCUCACCCUAUCCAAUAAAUCUCCCUCACCCUCUCCAACAACUCGCCCCUAUUUUUCCCGCACCCUAUGCAGUCACUAGCAAUUGUAAUAAAGGUAGCAAUAAUUAUUAUAGCAUGCUGGUUUCCUAGGUAUGUCACUUUCUAUGCAGUACACAUUGAUUUGCAGCAGGGGGCGCUGCCUCUGUUGUUCCUCGAAUGUCCUAUACUGGUCAUAAGCUGACACUGUGGAUCUGUGUCAGGGCUCGUCACCCAAAUACCAUGUGAUCAGUUACUUUGCAUAUCUGUGAUGUAACUUUCUGUAAAGGUAUUUACACCUGGGACUCUGGAGACACGUGAGGAUUUAGAACACGAUCUGACACAUCCAGCUGUUGCACAACUUGUACGGUGACCAAAAUUAGCUACAUAGCAUCCUGUCCUUAGCUGCACAAAAACACAUAGUUUGUGGAUUAUAACCAGCGAAGUGCUAUGUAAAUUAAAAACAGCUCAUCUACCUCUCUCCUACCGUAUAGACACAGUACAUAAUAAAUACAUAGUAACUCUUUAUUUCUUCAAUAUAAUUAUUUACAUAACUAUUAACCUAAGAGAUUAAAAAAAAAAAAAAAAAGUCAGGAAUAAAAUGACCUUAUAAAACCAUUAUUCAUAUUGUCAAGCGUUAACAAUAAAUGCCCUGGCCACUAUUUUUGGGUGAGACAGCAUACAGGUACUGUAUUUAAUUUAUUUAUAUGGUGGGUUUUGUUUACAUCUUUUUAACAUUAUGUUUUGUAUAAUUUCAAGGAAUACACUUAGCAGCCACUUGGGGCAAAAAUUGUCUCUGAGUGUAUUCCAGGGCUGGUGAAGUUUCAGGAUAUUGAGGAGCUAGACCAUACCCUCAUAAUUAGCCUUUGCCCACGGCUUGUUGGGCUCUGUCUACAUAACCCUGUGUAAUCAUGGCACACUCACCAGGGGUGAAUUUCUGCUGUUUUCACUGUUGGUGGCUAGUGGCAAGUUAAUAUUCUAAGCCCUGGCGUGCAUAUAUAUCCAUAUAUACACCCUAUUCCAAAUUAUUAUGCAAAUUAUAUUUUUCUCAUUUACCUAAAUAAUUGAUGUAAAUAACAGUCAGCAUAAUUCUCAUGUUAUCAACUAUUAAGAGUACAAUUCAAAUUUUAUUGAACAAACCUCCUAAUGAUAAGAGUAUUUUUUUUAAACAUAACAAACUUACAAUGCACUGUUCCAAAUUAUUACGCACAGUAAGUUUCAAAGCACUUUAUAGGUUGUAAAGAACUGAAAAUUGUCAUUUGUUGUGUUUGCAGCAUAUUUACUGAACUCAAAAGCUAUUUCAAUCAAACUUAUAACAACAUUUUAACUUUUUAAACAUUUUAACAGGUCACAUUACAUUUUAACAUAGGACCCCUUAUUUGAUAGCAGCUUCACAAGUCUUGCAUCCAUUGAACAUGUGAGUUUUUGGACAGUUUCUGCUUGAAUUUGUUCGCAAGAUGUCAGAAUAGCCUCCUAGGGCUGCUGUUUGGAUGUAAACUGCCUCCCACCCUCAUAGAUCUUUUGCUUGAGGAUGCUCCAAAGGUUCUCAAUAGGAUUGAGGUCAGGGGAGGAUGGAGGCCACACCAUGACUUUCUCUCCUUUUAUCCCCAUAGCAGCCAUUGAUGCAGAGGUAUUCUUUGCAGCAUAAGAUGGUGCAUUGUCAUGCAUAAAGAUGAUUUUAUUAUGGAAAGCAUAGUUCUUCCUUCUGUACAAGGGAAGAAAGUGGUCAGUCAGAAACUCCACAUACUUUGCAGAGGUCAUCUUUACACCUUCGGGGACCCAAAAGGGACCGACCAGCUCUCUUCCCAUGAUUCCAGCCCAAAACAGGACUCCACCACCGCCUUGGUGACGUCACAGCCUUGUUGGAACAGGGUGGCCGUCCACCAACCAUCCACUACUCUAUCCAUCUGGACCAUCCAGGGUUGCACGGCACUCAUUAGUGAACAGGACUGUUUGAAAAUUAGUCUUCAUGUAUUUUUCUGCCCAAUGCAGCCGUUUCUGCUUGUGAGCAUUGGUUAGUGGUGGCGCGAAUAGAAGGUUUAUGCACAGUUGCAAGACUCUGGAGGACUCUACACCUUGAUGUCCGUGGGACUCCAGAGGCACCAGCAGCUUCAAAUAUCUGUUUGCUGCCAUGUAAUGGUAUUUUAGCAGCUGCUCUCUUAAUCCGAUGCAUGGAUCUGGCAGAAAUCUUCCUCAAUGUGCCUUUAUCUGCACGAACCCGUCUGUGCUCUAAAUCAGCCACAAAUCUCUUAAUAGUGCAAUGAUCACGCUUAAGUUUUCAUGAAAUAUCUAAUGUUUUUAUACAUCGUCCAAGGCAUUGAACUAUUUCACUCUUUUUGGCAGCUGAGAGAUCCUUUUUCUUCCCCACAUUGCAUGAAAAUGGUGCUCUGCUUAAUAAUGUGGAACACCCUCCUUUAGUAGUUUUUCCUUAAAUUGGGCUCACCUGGCAAUCUAAUUAUCACAGGUGUCCGAGAUUGUUUUCACUGAUCAAAAGAGCCCUGAGACACAAUGCCAUCCAUGAGUUAAACUGAAAAACAACAUAUUUAAUCUUUGUGACACUUAAAUAGAAUUUGCAUACUAAUUUGGAACAGGGUGUACCACAACAUGCCAAUAGAAGUUAAUGUUCUCCUUAUAUCCUCUUUAAACCCUUUGAACUUGAUAAAAUGAUGUCCAUGAAAUAAAUUACAAAGGAAUUCAGCUAAACUUGAAAAUGAAGUCUGGCAUUUGAUCCUUAUUUUUGAUACCAGCUAUUUCCUGUACAGUAGACAUUGAUCACACUGUACUUUUCACACUGUACCUUCAGCUUAUGAUUCAUUUUCUGAUGUGAGCGUUAAGUUCAUGCGAUGAUGUAAUUACGUACAUUCCACAUUUCUAUCACGAGAUGAACAUCACUGACUUGGCAGAUGUUUACACUAUUUUCUCCGGCGAGUUGCCAUUUCAGGUAAUUGGGCUUCAUAAUCCUAAAGAUGGCAAAAUAGAAACAGAAAUGUAUAAAGUAAAUAAGGAAAUAGAAACACCCUUUAUGCUUCUAGAGAAAGGGAGUGUUUAGGGAGUUAGGAACAAGAAAUGUGCCCAUACUAAGUCAGACAAUUUUUCUAAUCUUAAUAAUUCAGCUGUGAUUUUUAUACAUGUUAAAACAACUUAAAGGAACAGUAUAGUGUUAGGAAUACAAGCCUGUAUUUCUAAUACUAUAGUGCCCUGUUCCCUAUUUAAAUUGAGCCCCUUCUUUGGCAAAGUAAAAGUAAAGAAAUGUCUUCGGCAAUGGAUGUCACAUCCAAGGAACCUCGUACAGGAGCAUUGGGAACAAGGUGCACAUAAGUGCCACACGUGGAUCCAAUCAAAUGCUUCACAUAAAAAAGUAUUGAAUUUAACACUUUCCUACAAGCAGCGUUUGGUCACAUGAUUGAGUUUCCCUUCAUUUUUGCUACAGAAGAGCCUCAAAUGGCUGGCUGGUAGAUAGCCACUAGGGGCGAGUCUAGCCCUGCAGUGGACACAUUGUAAAACUGUUACCUCUCACAUUGCACGAUUAAAAAACAUGGCCACUGCGCCCAAACCACUUCAUUCAGGUGAAGUUGUUUGGGUGCAUUUAGAAGUCCAGUAAUUAUUAAAAGUGUGUUAUGGGGGGUUGGGCCUGGCUGUUAUGGUGGGCAGACAUGCAUAUUGAGCGCUCCAAAAUAAUGCAAGAUGAUAUCUAGAUUAAAAAGUAAACCCUGGUUUACCUUCUCCCCAAUCUGUUGUAAAUUUUCAUCCAGGAGGAAAACCAAUUUUCGACUGUAAUUCCAUUUAGUCCCUCUGUAUUGGACAGUUGGUCUGUAAAAGGUCACCCCUUUCUCGCACUGUAUGGGAACCUACAAGCUUCAAAUAACAGUGGCUGCAUUCUAACAGCCAGGCAGUGGGCACAUGUAUUGUGUAUGGAAGUGAUGCAUCAAAGGUUUAGUGAGAAUGUGCACAUUUACAUGGGUUCGGAGGUGAGGUUUAAACUACAUAUCCCAUCUUUUAUUUUCCGAAAUCCUAAAUCUUAAAUAGCUCUCUACAAAACUAAUAAAAUAAAUAAACUCAUACCUGGUACACAUAGCUAUCGGUGAAGUUUCCCAGUAACAGUAUGCCUUUUAUGCCUUGUUUUGAAACAUGCUCUUAAAAUGGUGAGGGAUUUCCUUAUUGUUGUCCCCCUCCUGAUUUUCAUUCUUCCUAUGCCAAUCGGUUAGAUGCAUUUUUCCUAUUAAACUAAAGAUUACAUUUCAGAAGUUGAAUUUUGGGAUUAGAUGAAAUAAUAUUAAACUUGUAUUUUGCUGUUUUUUCAGCUAUUCUCCCUAAAAUGAAAAACCAUAAAGAAGAGCCAAAUGUGUCCAUCAACACUUCAGACAAAUUCCUGUAUGUCCAACAGCUGCGUAAAAAAAGGCUAAGGGAAUUUUGUCCCCAACACCCUGAACUCAGUCGUUUGGAAUCCGUACAUGGAGUGGAGGAUCUUCUCUCUAGAAUGAUAGUGAAUGAAAAGCUACAAAUUGUGUAUUGUAAGGCUGGAACCUCCGGAAUGGAUCUUUGGGAAAAUCUCCUGCAAAAGAUUAAGAGAAGAGAUGAUGUAACAAUAGAGACACCAGUCAUUGACAAUAACGUCCUCAACUCAUCAUUGGUUUCCAAGCAACAAACCAGUUACAACUUGACAAUGGUGGAAAACAUCUUCCGAACUUACACAAAAGUAGUUUUUGUCAGAGAGCCUUUCGAAAGGCUUGUUUCUGUCUACACUCAAGGCUUCGCAGGUGAGAUGACAUUCAGUGAUCUUUUAGAAGAUGUUCUCGACACAAUAGAUGAUGACAUGUUUAGACCAAUCGUCACUUUGUGCCACCCUUGCUUUGUCAAAUAUGACUACAUAGUAAUGCACGACUUUUUAAGAACGGAGGUUUUCUACCUAAUGAAACGAAUAGGCCUACCGGAUUAUAUACUGCAGCCAGAGUUUUCAGACACACAGUCCAAAAUGACCCAUAAAUGGCUAAUGGAAAAUCUGUUUAGGGGGCUGACUAGACAGCAAAUAAAGCAGCUUGCCAAAGUUUACAGCCUGGAUAUUGAAGCUUUCAAUUUUCAUAAGAGUUUGCUUUUGAAGAAUUACAUUGGGAGGUUUGGAUAAUAGACUGUUACAGUCAACAAAGCCCCCAUUGACCAUAAAUGUACAGUGGAAUUGAUAUGCUGCUACACGUCAUACAGACAUUAGGCCGAAUUAUGUUGUCCCUUAGACGGCCACAUAUUAACACUUUGUGUUUCCAAAAAGUUAUCUCAAGCAAUGACUUCCAUUGGGAAACCGUAGAUUAAUCAUGUCGAAAGAUCAGUUCCGCAUCAUCACAAACCCCUUCAUGGCCACAGUUAGCCAUCACUGUCUUAGAGGACCGUUGACCAACUACUCAUCCACAAGUCCGAUGAGAACCUAAAGCAUAUCUGCACGGACCACAUGCUGAACAAAAUAUGAAUUCAACAUGUUUAGUAUUAUAAGUGAAGGGCCCUACUUGCUUUUGUCUAAGUGCCUUGUUGUCAUUAUAUGAUAUUUAAAGUGUUACUCUAACAUCAUAACCAUUACAAUAAAAGAUACAAUAUGGUGUAGAGCUUAAAAUCGUACCUCAAUUACAAAGUGCUGAAACAUAAAGUUCUUAAAUCAGUGCUUAAUCUUAAAAAAGUGUUCAGCACAACCAAAAUUGGACAUGCAUGGAUUGGAUCAUAUAUCAAAGUAAAUCUCAGGGCAGAUGCAAGAACAUAAUUGACUAUUGUGUAAAUUUGUGCAAAUCACCACAAAAUAUCAAUUAAAAAAAUUGUUUAUAAGUACCAGUGACUCACAAAUGCCACCUUCAAUGUGCUAUUGCAUAACACAAUUAAGAAGUGAUUUAUAAUACUUGUGGUUGGGGACAAAAGCUGGUGUAUAGUGCAAAGUUGGUUGUGGUGUGCCGAAACCAACGUAUUGGUAGGCCUGUAAAUAAAGAGGGCCCACCAAGGUAGUGAUAUGAGAAAGAGGGGAACGGUUGGGUGAAAUGAAUGGCAAUAGCCUGAGUUUACAUAGGCUGCUUUACCCCUCCUACGACUACAUGCCUUUGCCUUGAUAUCUGUGGUCGGAGACAAAAGUUGUGGUAAGGGAGCAAAGCUGCUUGUGGUGUGCCAAAACCAAUGUAUGGUUAGGCCUGUAAAUCAAGAGGGCAAAAAGAAUUCCAAAAAUGCUCACAUACUACAUAAUACAAUUACAAAGUCACACUCUUAAAUGCUUUACUUAACUCUUUCUCUGGUUUAAGAAUACAGUAUAUCUAUUGUAAACAGGAUUUCCAGCAUCCUAGUCUUUUAAUUAAAUGCACUGGAAUAUCUCUGCUAGAGGAAGUUGAUGCAGCUCCAAUUCUGAAUGAAUGACCUGAAAAUGUAGUCGGGUCUAGUCCAAGUCUCAUAAUUAGUGUUCUGAUGUGAAAUAUGAAUUUAGCUGUGAGAGGUUUACCAUGUGAUGAAAUAAGUGCUUAUUACCUGGAUGACCUGUUAUAGUGUGGCAGUAACAGUCCAGAGUUUUAACUAGGCACUAGCUGCUGUCUGUGGGAAAAAGUAUUAUUUCUACUGGAGGACCCACUUGGUUGGUUUUGGUGUGUCUUAAUAUGAGUACAUAAUGAUCUGUAGUUUUUAUGAGAUCGUGAACACUAAGACACCGUGAUUGAUGUGACAAUGUUGCUUUUGUAAAUAAUUUUGGUCUAAAGAAACUGUAGAAGGUUAUAUAUUUGGUGGCCUCAAUUACUGAAUUGGUGUGAGAUUCAAAUGGGUGAUUAUCUAGUAUGUCGUAAAGCACUCUGAAUUUUGGCCCAUCAAUAGGUUGUUGUUUGGGGUUUACUGGACGGUCUACUUGGUGUGUGCCUUUUUAAUGGGGUAUGGAGGCAUGGAAGGUUUGUGAUUAUGAAUGAUGGUUAGAACUAUUGCCCUGCGUACUUGUGUUAACAGGCUUUAAUGCUGGAGUGACCAUAGGAGGGUUAGAAAUUCCAGCAUUGGAAGACUCUAAUUUCAUAAGUCUCUUGUUUAUGGAGUGAAUUGAUGACAGAAAAGUUGUCAUCAUGGCAUGCGUCUCUGUUAGACUGUCUGUGUUGCCACCCUGAAAACUGGUGCCUGGCCUGGGAGCGUCUGGUUGUGAGGUCCUUGCUGUAGCCUGGAAAGGAGUCUCUAUUGUUGGGGAAAAUAUUAUGAUUAUAUAUAUCUGUUUAAUAUGUGCUUGACACACAAGCUGCACAUAACAUCGCACAGCACAUACACAAUGUAGCAGAUAGUAUUAGAUACAUG
This is a messenger RNA of Pelobates cultripes (western spadefoot toad), 10693 nucleotides long. The record is from the annotation of a GenBank genome assembly. NCBI's taxonomy places the organism in Eukaryota, Metazoa, Chordata, Amphibia, Anura, Pelobatidae.